UGCCCAUGCCAUUCAGUCCGUUUCGAGUACAGCGCAAGCUUUUCUUUGGGUGUCUGUCAUCGGCUGUAACGUACCCGAACCGUAGACUAACGGAUACCGGUAGUAUGUCUCCCAUCCUCGUCCUCCUGGCCGUAAUUUGGCUUGUGCACGGGAAGGAACUUCACAAAAGGAACUCGUUCGAGUUCGAAGAUGACAACGGCUGUCGCACGCCACGCAACGAAUCAGGAUCCUGCAUCCCGUCGUCCGAAUGCCCCAUACUCAAUGGUGUCCAGGACGUUAACUUCUUGCGGAGGUACAUAUGCGGUUUCUCCAGGAAUAAGCCUCUGCUGUGCUGUCCUAAAGUACAACGUCAACCGGACCCGACGGCACGAAGAACGGUACCGACGCGCAGGAGCAGACGCCGUCCUGUUAGGCCAAAGCCACAACCGCCAAGUCCCCAACCUCCGAGGGAAAAGGCAGAAGAAGGGCCACGCAUUGCUGGCUAUCCAAGCUUCCUUCCUGCAAACUGCGGCAAAAGCAAUAUCACGGGGGAACGUGUCGUAGGAGGUCGUGAGGCUGAUCCUGGAUCUUGGCCAUGGAUGGCAGCCAUUUACAUCAACACUGGAGAUAUCAAUUCGGCAGAAUGCGGAGGAUCACUUGUUACACCCCGCCACAUUGUCACGGCCGCUCACUGCGUAGUUCAGGGGUACAGGGCAAUCGACCUUCCCCCUUCGCUGUUUACUGCGCGCCUCGGAGACCACAACCUGGUCCGCAGCGACGACAUUGCUCAACCCGUCGACGUCCGUGUUGUUGGCAUCCAAAGGCACGCGGACUUCGAGCCCCUGACGUUCAAGAACGACAUCGCUAUCCUGACGCUUGAGAAGCCAGUCACAUUCAACGAGUUUAUAAGACCCAUCUGCUUGCCGUUCGGAGAUGACCUCGGUAGUCGAGACUUUUCUGGGUACCAUGGCUUCGUAACUGGCUGGGGCACCACAUCUUUCAAUGGUAAAAGCAGCGACGUCUUGAAAGAGGCCCAAGUGCCUAUCUGGGAAGAACCUAAGUGCAAGGAAGCAUUCCGGAAUGAUGUUCCGAUCUCCGAUGUCUACCUCUGCGCUGGAGACGGAAAAGGGCUCAAAGAUUCCUGCAGUGGAGACUCAGGAGGCCCCUACGUCCUUCCGCUCAAAGGUCGCUUCUACCUUAUGGGCGUGGUGUCUUUCGGCAAGCGUUGCGCCACAGUCGGUUACCCUGGCGUCUAUACCAGGGUGACAAAGUUUAUGCCCUGGAUCAUCGAACGCAUUCGCUAGUGCAAGUCUCUGUGUGUGUGUGUGUGUGUGUGUGUGUGUGUGUGACAGCUUCAAGACAACGCGAGUUGAAGGAAGUAUCCGCCAACGGACACAGACACAACGUCCCAGUGCGCCCUGUGCUGAGAACGACACACAAUCUAGGGUUUCCCCGCUCGUAAAUAAUUUGCUGCGUGUGAAACGCUGUUCCCGCUUUAUGCAGGUAGCUUUUAAUUUAUCGCUUUUUAAUUUAUAGCUUUUAUUUAAUUUAUUUAGGUAGCUUAUCGUUGAUUGAUAUUUAUACGUUGCUGCGUUUGAUGCAGAUAUCGUUACAGCACGGUACAUGUUACUCCUUUCAUUUUCCUUCAUUCGGAUUCAUAAUAAGUUAAUGCAUUCAUUUCAGCCUAGAAGGCGAUGAUUUCAUAAUGAAGGCACGGUUUCUUCUGAUGGCCAGAAACGCAGAAGACCGGCAGUUCUUGCAUCUCGAUGCUGUUAAGAGGGCCAGGUUAGCAACUGCGAGCCAACGGAGG
Ornithodoros turicata is the source of this 1789-nucleotide messenger RNA. RefSeq names its product proclotting enzyme-like. Gene Ontology annotation, biological process: proteolysis. The record is from RefSeq and is a predicted model, not a curated record. Gene Ontology annotation, molecular function: serine-type endopeptidase activity. The coding region runs from base 6 to 1283 and encodes 425 amino acids. Lineage: Eukaryota; Metazoa; Arthropoda; Arachnida; Ixodida; Argasidae. The transcript is spliced from 8 exons.